This is a messenger RNA of Drepanopeziza brunnea f. sp. 'multigermtubi' MB_m1, 813 nucleotides long. The record is from RefSeq and is a predicted model, not a curated record. NCBI's taxonomy places the organism in Eukaryota, Fungi, Ascomycota, Leotiomycetes, Helotiales, Drepanopezizaceae.
AUGGCGCCUCCACGAUUCCAAUGCCUCAAUAUGGUGAGGCAGAUUACGAAGAAAGGACUGAAUGUGAAAGCCGCAUUUUCAACUUCCCAUGCAUCGAGGUUUGGUACGUUAGAAUCGCAUGACCAGCUUCCUCCUCUCACACCUGUUAACAGCACCGCUCUAGACGAACCGCCCAGAGCCAGAGGGACGACAGAAGACCUCAUGGAUCUAUUUCCCCAACGUUCUGCUGCUACCCCCAAAAUGCAGCAGCCCGCGUCCCAAAUUACCCUCGGAAGCGGCGUCGUCACAGCCGACGCGCCUGUGGGGAACCAACGAGUCUACAACCUCAUCCGCAAGAGCAAGGUGAGGGCAGACGAGAGGAAGCAAGCGAUGCGGCGCUCCAGCGCCGCCACGGAAGAUUACACGAACCACCUCCGCGGCCAGGACCUGAGCAAGCAGAUUACGAGAAGGUGGAAGGUGGGGGACAUCUACGCGCCGCACGAUCUGAGCGAGGUGGAGAUGGCGAAGUGGAAGAGGAGGGGGAAGCCGCUGUAUGAUGUCUUUGACGUGCUAAACUUGAACCCGAUGGAGCACUACCGGAACUUCUCGAUCAUGUCCGAAUACAUGACAGAAAUGGGCCGAAUCAGGCAUUCCAAGGACACGGGACUGAGACCGGUGAACCAGAGAAAGAUUGCGAGGGCUAUCCGAAGGACGAUUGGGAUGGGCUUGAUGCCGAGUGUGCACCAACAUCCCGAGAUUCUUUACAAGGAGGUUCAGAGGUAUGAGCAGAACACGGCAUUCAAGGCGCAUGAUGCUCCGACGGGUAUCAUGUGA